This is a messenger RNA of Haliotis rubra (blacklip abalone), 6557 nucleotides long. Its product is annotated as leucine-rich repeat and IQ domain-containing protein 1-like. The coding region runs from base 119 to 4873 and encodes 1584 amino acids. The transcript is spliced from 30 exons. Gene Ontology annotation, molecular function: protein binding. The record is from RefSeq and is a predicted model, not a curated record. Lineage: Eukaryota; Metazoa; Mollusca; Gastropoda; Lepetellida; Haliotidae.
AUUAUGGGUAACAUACCAACGCAAUGGCGGAUGUAAACAACAUUGGGCACCUGUUAUUGUGACUGCCGGUAAAAUGAUCUACCUUGUGAAAGCGUGCCUUGACCAGUCUGUGUGAGCAAUGACCAUGUCACCAUCAGGUGUAAAGCGUGAAAUGGAUGAGGAGGCUAUCAUUGAGGCCGAGAUCCAACAACAGUUGGAGGUCAUCGACCUUGACAGUGAUGAUCCCAACAACAACAUUGAUGACAACAGCAUUGAGAGACCUGUCGAGAACUUGGAGGACAACAUUGGAGAUAAGCUUGUGUUAGAUGAAGCUCACAGAUAUCUGAGUCUACUCCAGCAGCAGACUGAAAACUUUGAGAGGGAACUGACAGAGUGUGAUGACCUCAUCACCUACCACAACCAAGACAAUGGUGCCAUGAAGGAGGUGGAUCUUGGUGACCUAGAGGAGGAAGCCAGUAGACUGGGGGUAGAUCCAGCUGAACUCAGGAGGAAGAUUCUGGAGGAGAUUGAAAGGGAGGAUGAAAUGGUGGAUGUAACUGAUGUGGAUAGUACUUGGGAAACAGGACAGAGUGAUGCCCCUUUGUUUGUCACAAGUGAAGUUGAGCUCCUCACAGUGAAGCAGGAUGAGGGGACAGACAGAGUUGAGGAGUUUGAUGAACAAAGCAGUCUUAAACCAGGUGAGGGUGUGGUGGCAGUGGUUGAUGAGAUUCAAACUCAGGAACAGUUCUUUAAGCAACAGCUGCAAGAAAUGGACAUGAAGUACAGACAGAGGGAGGCAAAAUGGAGACAGGACACAGAGACAAGAAGAAGAAAAGAGGAAGAACGAGAGAAUGUGGAGAAUGAGAAAAGGCGAGAGAUAAUGUUACAGUAUCAACAGGAAGAAGAGACUUUGGCUCAACACAAAAAGAUUGCAGCUGAGAAACUUGAGGCAGAAAUUGAAGAAAAACAGAAAAUCAUCAGUGAAGAAGUUAAAACAUUUGAAGAGCAGAUAACUCUGCUAGAGACAGAGACUCGUCGGGAACAGCAGGAACUUGAGAGAUCUGUACAGCUACAGCAGGAGAAGAGGGAUCACAGUGAGAAGAUGGCUGCCACUGCUAUUCAGGCCGGAUACAGAGGAUACAGAGUUCGAAAGACAUCAAAUUCUACUCUGAAACAGAAACGAGAAGAAAGAGCUAAACUUAGAGAGGAGAAAAGGAUACAAGAAGUUGAAGAAGAAAUAAGACAGAGAAAGGAAGAAAUCAAAAAGAAGAAGAUAGAGGAACUUGAAGAAGCAAAAAGACAAGAAGAAGAAAGGAUUCAGAGAGAAAAGGAGGAAAAGCAAAGGCAGGAAGAAAUAAAAAAGGAGGAAGAGAGAAUUAAAUUUGAAGAGGAAAAGAAGAAAAAGGAAGAGGAAAAAAGACAAGAAGAGGAAGAGAAAAGACAACUGGAAUUAAAGAUCGCAGAGGAGGAAAGGAGAAAAGAAGAAAACAGGAAGUUAGAAGAGGAAAGAAAGGAAAAGGAGAGACUUGAAAAGGAAAGGAAAGAUAAGGAGAGACUUGAAGAGGAAAGAAAAAUAAAGGAGAGACUCGAUGAGGAAAGGACAGAAAAGGAGAGACUCGAAGAGGAAAAAAAGAAGAAGAAAGAACAGGAAAUGUUGGGAAAGGAAAGACUGCAAAAGGAGGAAGAACAAUUGAGACAAGAAGCAGAAGGAAAAAUAUUUCAGGAAGAGAAAGAUAAAGAAGAUUCCAACUUAAAUGAGGAAAACAGAUUGAGAGAAGAGAAUGAAAGGUUAAAGGAAGAACUACGGAAAGUAAGAGGAGAGAAUCAGGAAGAAGAUAGUCCAAAAUGUCCUUCUGAAACACAACUUGUGGAGCAAGUCGAGAACAUAGUGGUGACUGAACCAAGAAAAGAAGCAGAAAAAUUACAAGUCGAAAGUAAAGAUACAUCUAGUGAAGUUCGCAAAUCUCUGAAAGAAAAACGUGAGAAAUUUGAGGAGAGUAAGCAGCAGAGCACAUGCCAGAGCAAGAGUGCUGACACGCUAGGGAGCACCCUGCCCUCCCACCUAGAGGCAAGGCGGCUGGCCUGGAUCAAAGAGUGUCUGCCUUGGAGUAAAGUGAGCAAUGAACCAUGGAAACUCAAAGGAGGUGUGUCCAAGAAGCCCCCAAGACGACCGUCGUCUGCUAAGAAGUUACCUCCCCUGUCUGAGGAUGUUAUAAUAGCAGCAGCCCGAGUUGCUACACUGAAACAAGUGACCACUGUCCAGUUGAGUGACCUUCCAGGCUGCACAUUGUCCACCCUCAGUCACUGCUGGGGUCUCAAGUCCCUGACGUUGACCAGCUGUAAUCUAUUAGCCCUGGACAGUCUUCAUGAAUGUAAACAGCUGCAGUAUCUGAAUGUGAAGAGGAACAAGCUGGAGUAUGUUGACCUGAAGGAUCUGGGAAAUCUGCAGGUCGUUAACCUCUCUAACAAUAACCUGUCCCUCGUACAUGGGCUCGACGGCUGCACCAACAUCCGCUGGCUUGACCUCUCUUGUAACAGGAUAACAAGAUUAGGCUGUCUGGAUCCCCUUCGUCGGCUUCACACUCUUAUAUUGUCCAGCAACCAGCUCAUCAGUUGCAGCGGAAUCAGUGAUGUCCCAACACUACAGCAUCUCAACCUCUCCAACAACCAUCUGCAGCGACUUGAUGGCCUCCACAAACUGUGCCUGUUGCAGAGGCUGGACGUGUCCGCUAACAACCUACUGCAGUUCCCUGAUGUAAGGAACCAGGUGUUGCUGGAGGAGUGUGACGUGUCGGACAACAGCAUCAGCUCCCUGGAAGGACUCACCUCCUGCUGGCUGCCUCUCCUCACUACCCUCAAUCUCGCCAAAAACAGCCUGACUGAGGUGGACGUGGUGGACAAUCUGCUCCUACUGAGGAACCUGGACAUCAGCAACAACCAACUAUUGGAUCUGGAGGGACUGUGUUCAGCUUUCAGUUAUCUCCCUUAUCUGGAGGGCAUCAGUGUUCAGGACAACCCUGCCACCGAUGGAGUCACAUACCAUGAAAAGUUUACAAAGGUUUUUCCCAGACUGAAGACCCUAGAUGGUACAACAGUAACCUCUCGUAGUGGUACGACUGUCCUUCAACCUAACACUGACUUUGAGGCCAUGUGUAUGACACAGUGUCAGUACCACACCAGUGUCAGGAAUAGCUUCCUACUGGAGCUACAGACUGUUGAAUCCAAGUCUCAAGUCGAUGAUCUGGUAUUAUGUGAUGUGUAUUUCCGCUACUGUGACAAGUCGUUCAAAAUGGCAGUAGAACACCGUUAUGCACACGAAUAUGGUGAGGUGUCUGUGACAAUACCCACUGCCCCAACUACACCCAAGUCUGGUCGACCACAAUCUGCCAGAACUAAAGUCCUUCAAAAAGACGCAGAUUCUUAUCUCAGCCCAAAAGAAAUGUUUGAAAAGGCUUUGAACUGCAGCAACAAGAAGGAUGAGCAGACCAAACAAGAUGUUGUCCAUGUAUAUGAUAACCCCAGAGACUUGUUUGAGAAAGCUUUGGAGGCCAGAACAGUGACUGGCGAUGGCGGUGCUGCUGCUGCUGCUGCUGCUGCUAAAGUUCAUGGAGGAUGUGAUGAUGCUAAGAAAUUGUUUGAAAGCAGUCUCAGAACUGAGACAUCCCAGGGGAUGGGCAACGGAAAGGAACUUUUUGAAAAGUCUUUAGAGAAUCAGACAACAGAUCAGAGAACUGGUCUACAGAGCACAGCUUGGCCUGCUGAUGCUGCUGAAAGUGACCUGAACCUUCGAGCCUCACUUCAGAAUCUGCCUGCAGACGAAUUGGCCAUUUUGGAGGAGCUGCAUUCAGCGGCUACCAAAAUACAGGCCACAUGGCGGGGGUACAACCUGCGGAUGAAGUUGUCGGCUGCGCUGGAGUAUGCCAGGAGGGAGGGAGAUGGUGAUGACUCCGAUCUGGACGACUUCAAUAUGGAUGAUCUAACCUUUGAUGAGGAAUCUCUAGAGAGGGGAUGGCGACCAACAGAAACACCCCAGAUUCCACGGAGCCAUCCUGUGCUGGGCAAACCACCAAUCGGACAUCGGGGCACACCAGAUGUACUCAAGCUGGAGCUGGCCCCUGUCCACCCACCCAACCGUCCUCGCCAGGCCUGGAGGAACACUGACUCGCCCCUGUCUGAGUUGGGUCCCCACCCACCACGACCCCCAUCUUCAAUCAGAAGUCUCACUGACACCCAUCGUACAGGCCUGUCAAAGAAAGAGGAGAAGUUGGCAGAGGAAUGGGGAUUCCAUAGCUCUCGGACUGCAGAACUGAUGAUACAGAGAGCCAAGAAAAUGAAGCUGAACUCAGAGAAGAAAAAGAAACUGAGUAAACUUGAUCCCAAGCAACGACUAGCUUUGUUUCACAAACUGGAAGAAACAACAAAGCUGUCUCCAAUAAGACCAGUUGUUAGGCGAACACUACCAAGGAAGGAAUAUUUUCAAGAUAUGGCGUCUGCUUGUACUCGAGAGGAUGAGAUUCAACGCCAGGAGUUUGUGAAACGACAGGAGGCUAAGACACGCAGUGUGCGUACAUAUGAGUGGCUGCACACACAGGUGGCCAACUUCCAGGAGGGGCCUGCAGAGAGGAACAGUGACUUGGAGGGAGGUCAUCCUGCAGGUCGACACACGCACAUGACUUCUGGGUAUGAUGACUCGCAGAGUGUGGAGGAGCGGAGAUGCAGAAGGUUCUCAUCAGGUGAAGGUUCAGGUCAAACUUCAUUCUUGCCCCCAAUAAAGUCCAAUUCUGCUGGAAGCACUGGGAGUAAUGGUGGACGGAAGAAGGAGAAGAUGUCAUGGAGGAACAAACCAACUGAUGUGGAUGUUGGCUGGGGUGGGGGUCGGAAGAGACGGAACUGAUGCAGUGACACAAGCGGGCCCCGUUUCACAAAGCUAUCGUAGCGCUACCACUGUCAAAAGUCUAUGUUAAAGUAUGGGAGUUACGAUCAUCUGAGUGCUACAGUAGCUUUGUGAAAUGGGGCGGUGGUUGUUUGUUUGUUGUCUGAUGUGAAAUGGAUAUGUAAUUUGCUCUUUGAGCUGAAGCUGUGAAUGAUAAAUGUGCAUAUUUAUGAUAGGGGUGAAACAUUUACUGCUCAACUUUUGAUAAGGAUAAUUUGACAUGACUGUUUGAAUGUACAGAUAAUAUUAGGACAGUGAGUAUGAGACUCCCUAUCAAAAGUGGUGAAGAUUAACUUUUCUAAAGUCUUUGAAACUGUGCCUUUGUAGAAAAGCUUGAGAAAAAUUAGCGUUAUUCUGAUGUUUGGUAAACAGAUUACACUGAGGUAAUCGAUGGGGUUGCCCAGUGGUUAAAGCGUUCGCCCGUCACGCUGAAGUCUCGGGUUCGAUUCCCCACAUGGGUACAAUGUGUGAAGCCCAUUUUGGAGUCCCCUGCUGUCAUAUUGCUGGAAUAUUGCUACAAGCUGCAUAAAACCAAACUCACUCACUCACUAUCUCUAUAGCCAAGUGUAGUCACUUUGCAGAGUUCUUUCCCUUAUUUGCCACUGUCUGUUACACAUUAUCAGAGAUUACAUCAAAGUGAAAGAUUUCAUUAUUUUCUUUGUGUUAUUCAGUCACCAUACUGUGACUGAAAUGUUGUUGGAAGUGUUGUUGAGACAUAUGUGAUCCAACAACAUGUCAGUGUCAAUAUUGUGAUGUCUGAGCCAGGAAAAUGUCCAUAUGUUGUUUGUCUGGUAGCCAGUGUACUAUGAUACAAAAUGGUGUGUUGUAUUUAUUGAGUAUCUGUGAUAUUACUGAUUAACACUGAUUGUACUGCCAAUACACAGCCUUAAGAAUAUCACCCCAUCCACAUUUAAAGAUAAACACCCUAACCAACAAUUCCUCAAAUGGGGGGGGUGGUGUGUUAUGGUUGAAGCGUUGUCUCAUCAUGCCGAAGACCUGGGUUCGUUUACCCACAUGGGUACAAUGUGUGAUAUUGCUGGAAUAUUGCUAAAAGCGGCGUAAAACUAAACUCACUCACUCACUCUGAACCCGGCCUGAUCCCAAGUUGUACCACAUUAGCUCGUAUAAACUGGCACAAAUGAUAUAAAUUAACGUGUCAAGUUUGAUUAAAGCUACAAAAAAAAUACUGAUUUCUUUGUCAGAAAUAUAAUUCUAUGAUGGUAAAGUAUGAUCACUUCUUAAAGAAUAACUCAGUGAAGGUAAAUUAGCAAGGGUGUUGUUUUUGUUGUUGUGAUGACUAGCUCAGUCAGCUGCUUUAACAGAUUUGUUGUGUUUGUUUAUAAAAUUCUUGAAUGCCAAUGAUUUAGUAAUCUCAACUAGUCAAUAGUCAAUGACUUCUUCAAAUCAGAAUAUGAUGUUCAUUAUCAUGUUUGAAAAACUACUUUAAUGAAAUGUGUUUUUGAAUAUUAGUACUGCAUAAACAUGGCAAACAUAUAUUUUCAAUGCAUUUCCUUUUUUUUUGUGCUAUGUAAGUAAUGAAAUAUAUUUAGUCAUACAGGUUGUUCAUUUUGCAUUCAUUUCGUUUCAUUGUGUAGAAGUAUAUUCUUUACAGUGGAGCCAUACUAUUAAAAAUACCAUGCCUUAA